This is a messenger RNA of Ooceraea biroi (clonal raider ant), 1309 nucleotides long. Its product is annotated as sin3 histone deacetylase corepressor complex component SDS3. NCBI's taxonomy places the organism in Eukaryota, Metazoa, Arthropoda, Insecta, Hymenoptera, Formicidae. The record is from RefSeq and is a predicted model, not a curated record.
AAAGCUGCCUGUCCCUCGAUUGCUGAUCUUAAAACAUAUCGUCUGUGGUAUUGUGUCAAAACAUAACCUAUUCAGCUAGUUUGUGUUGUGAUUCCUUCCUAUGAUACAUAACUGAUAUAUAAAUGAUACUUAUAACACCUGUAGAAAUUGAAGACACGGGAUUUAGCCCAUAACUAAAGAAAGUAAAAGGUGUAGCAAUUGAAGUAUGUGAUACAUGUAAUGUCUUAUCGUCAUGUCUUACCAAGAUUCACCGUUUUCUACGAUGUACGAUCGUCAGGAUGAUUAUGAUCUUGAUGAUGAGAAUGAGGAAUAUUUGGAGGAUGACAGGGAUGGCGAUGAGCAAGAUGAAAGUGAUGAAGAUACCGAGGAGGCCAGUGAGACGGACAUGGGAAAGUCGGAAGAAUAUACAGAGAUUAAAGAACAGAUGUACCAGGAUAAGUUGGCUAGCUUGAAAAAGCAACUACAGCAACUGAAGGAUGGCACACAUCCUGAAUAUAAUCGUAAAUUGAAGCGGCUAGAAGCACAAUAUAAAGAACGAUUGAGGUUAAACAUAAUUUAUCGAGACUAUUUAACAGAAUGGGUUGAGCGAGAUUAUAUAUUGGAGAAAAAAGCAGCAGUAAAAGAAUUUGACGAAAAGAAAAUUGAUUUAAAGGAAAAUCUGCUCACUGAUAUGGAGGAAAAACGGAAGAUAAUUGAGUCAGAUCGUCAUACAAUGGAAUUGACUGGUGAUUCAAUGGAGGUAAAACCGGUGAUGACAAGGAAAUUACGUAGACGUCCCAACGAUCCAGUGCCUGAAAAAGUGGAGAAACGGCGAAAACCGCCUCCGGCGCAACUAAAUUAUCUCUUGGACGAGAAAGACAUUGAGAGUGACAUGAAAGCGAUCAGUCGCGGGAAGGGAACCAACACUGUUCGUAAGCCAGUAAUUUUACCCCAUUACAAUGCGGUGAAUAUACCAUCGCAGCACAUACCGCAACCACCUGAACCCUCAUUAGUGGAAACUCGGAUAGAAGACGGGAAAUUACUGUAUGAACGAAGAUGGUUUCAUCGUGGUCAACCAGUCUACAUCGAGGGCAAAGAUCUUUCCAGAUUCGCAGCGAAUAUCUCAGCAAUCGGCACCGAAGCGAUCUGGGUGAAAAAAGUCUCGGAUGGCAGCAAAGUACGCAUUUAUACCUCGCAGCUGAGUCGCGGGAAGGUCUCUAUUAAACGACGGGCCUCUUAAUCCACUCGUCAAUCAACGUCUCCAUGUUGUCAAACUUAUACGCCGCGCUUCUCAUUUUUGAUUAAAGCGGUUCCCCCCGUUACGCCAACA